Jaculus jaculus (lesser Egyptian jerboa) is the source of this 1827-nucleotide messenger RNA. It is a transcript of the gene Ip6k2, whose product is annotated as inositol hexakisphosphate kinase 2. Gene Ontology annotation, biological process: phosphatidylinositol phosphate biosynthetic process; inositol phosphate biosynthetic process. Gene Ontology annotation, cellular component: cytoplasm; nucleus. The transcript is spliced from 7 exons. NCBI's taxonomy places the organism in Eukaryota, Metazoa, Chordata, Mammalia, Rodentia, Dipodidae. Gene Ontology annotation, molecular function: inositol hexakisphosphate kinase activity. The record is from RefSeq and is a predicted model, not a curated record. The coding region runs from base 281 to 1555 and encodes 424 amino acids.
GACGGAAGCGUCGCGGGAUCGGGAUCGGGGCUGUGGCCGAAGUCUGAAAAAAUGUAAGCAAAAUGCUUAAAGUCAAAUUCUGGGCUGAAGAUAUAAUGUUAGAGUGGUUACCUAUCUUACAUGAGGCAUUGGAUUCCAUCCCUAGCAGAGAACAUCCUGGUCUGCACAAGCCUAGGAGUAGAGACCAAACUGACCGUCGCACAGACAGACAACAAAUCGGGACGAACUGGCCGCUGGACCCCGCUGCCUCCCCUUUCUCCCUGCCACCUGCGUCCGGAGGAUGAGCCCAGCCUUCAGGACCAUGGAUGUGGAGCCCCGCACCAAGGGCAUCCUGCUGGAGCCCUUUGUUCACCAGGUUGGGGGGCACUCAUGUGUUCUCCGCUUCAAUGAGACAACUCUGUGCAAACCCCUGAUCCCAAGGGAGCAUCAGUUCUACGAGACCCUCCCAGCUGAGAUGCGCAAAUUCACUCCCCAGUACAAAGGUGUGGUAUCUGUGUGCUUUGAAGAAGAUGAAGACAGAAAUUUGUGUUUAAUAGCAUACCCAUUAAAAGGGGACCAUGGAACUGUGGACCUUGUAGACAAUUCAGACUGUGAACCAAAAAGUAAGCUCCUGAGAUGGACAAACAAGAAACACGUCCUAGAAGCAGAGAAAACUCCGAAGGAUUGGGUGCGCCAACACCGGAAAGAGGAGAAGCUGAAGAGCCAUAAGUUAGAAGAAGAAUUUGAGUGGCUAAAGAAAUCUGAAGUCUUAUACUACAGUGUGGAAAAAAAGGGGAACAUAAGCUCCCAGCUUAAACACUAUAACCCUUGGAGCAUGAAAUGUCACCAACAACAGUUACAGAGAAUGAAGGAGAACGCAAAGCACCGGAACCAGUACAAAUUUAUCUUGCUGGAGAACCUGACUUCUCGCUACGAGGUGCCUUGUGUCCUGGACCUCAAAAUGGGCACACGGCAGCACGGUGACGACGCGUCAGAGGAGAAGGCAGCCAACCAGAUCCGAAAAUGUCAACAGAGCACUUCUGCAGUCAUCGGUGUGCGUGUGUGUGGCAUGCAGGUGUACCAGGCAGGCACGGGGCAGCUCAUGUUCAUGAACAAGUACCAUGGGCGGAAGCUUUCAGUGCAGGGCUUCAAGGAGGCACUUUUCCAGUUCUUCCACAAUGGGCGAUGCCUGCGCCGCGAGCUCCUGGGCCCUGUGCUCAAGAAGCUAACUGAGCUCAAGGCAGUGUUGGAGCGACAGGAAUCCUACCGUUUCUAUUCAAGUUCCCUGCUGGUCAUCUAUGAUGGCAAGGAGUGGCCAGAAGUGGCCCUGGACUCAGAUGCUGAGGACUUGGAGGACCUGUCAGAAGAGUCAGCUGAUGAGUCUGCUGGUGCCUACGCCUACAAGCCCGUCAGCGCCAGCUCAGUGGACGUGCGCAUGAUUGACUUUGCACACACCACCUGCAGGCUGUUUGGCGAGGACAGUGUGGUGCAUGAGGGUCAGGAUGCUGGCUAUAUCUUUGGGCUCCAGAGCCUGAUAGACAUUGUCACAGAGAUAAGUGAGGAGAGUGGGGAAUGAACUUGCCGGCCACUCCGGUAUCUGAGAGACUCUCUGUGUCCUCUGCACAGCUGUGCUGUGUCGGGUAGGAGGCUAGUAUGGCCAGGUGGUGGCCCCUGCAGCCUGGAGCUGAUAGGCAGUGGCCUCUGUGAGCCCCAGCCUGAGCCAGCCCCAACCGUGCUUGGAGUCUUUAUUUAUUUUAACUAUUUCUUCAACAUUCCACAUUUCUUGAUGCAGAUACCUCUUUCUUCCCUGAGUGUAAAUGUUCUAAUACAGAUCUUUUGUUUAUUGUA